Argentina anserina (silverweed cinquefoil) is the source of this 1924-nucleotide messenger RNA. Its product is annotated as probable inactive poly [ADP-ribose] polymerase SRO3. NCBI's taxonomy places the organism in Eukaryota, Viridiplantae, Streptophyta, Magnoliopsida, Rosales, Rosaceae. The transcript has a single exon. The record is from RefSeq and is a predicted model, not a curated record. Bases 204 to 1487 code for a protein of 427 amino acids. Gene Ontology annotation, molecular function: NAD+ poly-ADP-ribosyltransferase activity.
GCUAACUCUAACCGCCUCAAUCCUCCCCAUAUAAAUUAGAAACCUCACAAACCCUUUCUCUUCUUUCAUCCUAAAAUCGACUCUCCCCAAUUUUUCAAGAUUCAAAUGUCGAUCUUAUCUUCCAGCUCGUUCUCACUAACUCGCUAGCUCAACCGAGUCGACUCGCCGCCUCAAUCUCACCGCACCGUUUGUUCAAAAUCGACAUGGACCGCAUCCCGAUCAACACCGAUGACUUCAACCAGGACGACGACGACGACGACGAGGUUCCGAUGGACGUUGAUGAUUCAGACACCUCCGAUUCCGACUCCGACGAAGCUUCCGAGUCCGAUUACGACAGCGAAGCCACUGACUUGGACUUCACCGACGAACGAUCCUCGGUCUGCACCGGAAAUGAGACGAUGACUCGAGUCAGUGUACUGAGCCGGGAGCACCAGAACAUUCUCAAGGCCUUCGCCGUGGGGAUGGGAUCGGCGGCGAGAGCAACGGAGGUCGUGGCGGUGCACAAGAUCACCACCGCCGCCGGAACUCCCCGCCGUGCGAGGUCCGACGCUUUUCGACUCUUUUCGGAGGCGGUGAAGAACAAAUGCGGCGGAAACCCUAACAUUAGGGGCGGCUGGUACGGCGGCUCCAAGGAGGAGCUGGCUCAAAUUGCGGCCGAUGGAUUCAGCAGUCUGAACGGCGACGAGUGUGGCCGGAUUCAGCUGGCUGCGGUGAAGUUUGCUCUGGAUAAGGCCAUGGAAAUCGAGGCCGGCGACGACGGACUGAGGCACAUGAUGCUGUGUAGGGUUAUAUUGGGGAAGAUGGAAGAGUUGCUUAGUGGCUCAAAGCAAUGUCUGCCGAGUUCGGAUGAGUUUGAUUGUGGCGUGGAUAGUGUUGUGAAUCCGAGAGUGUACUAUGUGUGGAGUCCGUAUAUGAACUCGUACAUUUGUCCUUGUUACGUUGUGAGCUUCAAGGCUCCUGCUAGCUUGAAGUUUUACGCGGCGAGUUCUACUAGUACUAUGCAGGCGGCGAGUAGUGCUGCGGCUGCGGCUGCGGCUUCUCCUUUUGGACGUGUGGCUGUAUCUGCGCUGGUGGCGGCGCUGACGAGGUACCUGACGCCUCCGGAAAUGAAGAUAGUUGUGAGAUUGGUGCAGGAUUUCAGGGCGAAGAAGAUUACAGGGGAGGAGCUGAAGAGGAAAGUGAGGAUCAUAGCUGGGGACAAGUUGAGUUGCGCGAUUAAAUUGAUGUCGUCUGGUAAUACUUUUGGUGGUUUGCAGGUGGAGAAUAGUGAUAUAUAUCUCCCUGGUCUGAUAGCCGUGCUGAAAGAGUAUGUGCCUGCUGAGAAGAUGAACAUGCUGAAUAAAAGUCUAGGGGAUUUCAGGGCUAAGAAGAUGAAUCGAAGUGAGCUGGCUCAAAGUGUGAGGGUCAUUGUUGGUGAUGACAGAGUGUUGGUUGCUGCAAUCAACAUUUACAAAAUCAGGAAGCAGCAAAACAAUUCACUUGUGUGAAGAAGAACUAAAGAUGAUGAGUUACUAGCUAGCCUUUGUUUAAAGUUCUAAUCAGCAUUAGUUUUUGUUUUGGCAGAAGCUUAGUUCUCUGCAUAUAUGCUUGCAUAUGAUGUUCCUUUAGUUUUUUCCAUGAGAACAAUUUGUCUGCUCUAUUCCAUUGCAGAAGUAAGGUGGGUGUAAUCUGUUUGAAGUGAAGAAACUAUUCGAAGUGAAGUGAUAGAUGUGAUCAGACCCUGCGCUUUUGGUGAUUCUGGCUGCGGUAAUCAGAUUUACCUAAUCGUAGACAUUGUGCGUAUCUGUUCUUGAAGAUUUUGAUAGUUUGUUAUGCCGUUUUCAGAUAUGUUUUUUAGUUGAUUUACUGAUGCAAAGCUGCUCAACAACUACUGUUCUAUUCUGCAUAAACCUUCUCAGAAAAAGAAUGUGUUAAUUUAGAUGGA